AUGAUAGACGAAUGGAUUCAGAGUACAUCGACUUAUUCACCAAUUCUGAGGGACAUGGACAUGAAGAUUUCUUCGCAGACUUUCAACGGUGCGUUGCGUGACAAUACAACAAUCUGGAGAAAGCCACCCUCACGAGAAGUUGACGCUGCGUGGGAUUUCCUCUCCGCUGAAGACAUGCAGCUCAUCACAGUGUCGGCGGACGAUAUUCUUCUGGCGGGCAAAGAUCCCUCGAGAUCAGUCAAGGCGCCCGCUUCUUGGGGGUUUGGCGAUGACGCUUAUAUCGCUCAAGUCGAGGUCUUCCAUCAGAUCCAUUGCUUGAAUGAGCUUCGAAAAGAGAUGCACUACGAUUACUACUAUAGCUCGCCACGAACCGAGCUUCACCUCAGCCACAAGAGCCACUGCGUUCACAUGCUGCUUCAAACUCUGAUGUGCAACGCGGACGUGGGGAUCGUGACUCAUCAGUGGGUGCACGAUGAUGCAUACAGCGACCCGAAGACGCGGCCCUUUCCCGACUUUGACGUUGUGAAAAAGUGUAGAGAUUUCGACGGCGUGAUGCAUUGGCUGAGGCAUGGCGGUGGCGUCGAAAAUUUGGCAGAGAAAUUGCCAAUGGAUUAUCCUGGAGGGACACCUGUGAUUAACGCACAGGGCUACACACAAAAGCAAGGCAGCAAGGUGUAG
Messenger RNA from Neoarthrinium moseri, 678 nucleotides. RefSeq lists its product as uncharacterized. Lineage: Eukaryota; Fungi; Ascomycota; Sordariomycetes; Amphisphaeriales; Apiosporaceae. The transcript has 2 exons. Gene Ontology annotation, biological process: mycotoxin biosynthetic process. Bases 1 to 678 code for a protein of 225 amino acids. The record is from RefSeq and is a predicted model, not a curated record.